Tachyglossus aculeatus (Australian echidna) is the source of this 4166-nucleotide messenger RNA. RefSeq names its product forkhead associated phosphopeptide binding domain 1 (gene FHAD1). NCBI's taxonomy places the organism in Eukaryota, Metazoa, Chordata, Mammalia, Monotremata, Tachyglossidae. The record is from RefSeq and is a predicted model, not a curated record. The transcript is spliced from 29 exons. Gene Ontology annotation, molecular function: protein binding. The coding region runs from base 22 to 3987 and encodes 1321 amino acids.
UCUCCAACCUGACUCUCUCCCAUGCUGCUGCUGCCCAGCACAGGAAAAGCAGAGAUCAUGAAAGCCUUUUUAAAGAGCUCCGAAAGCAUAUUUGUCCUGAGAAACAUCACUACCAUCGGAAGGCAUGAAAACUCAGACCUUAUUUUAAGGUCUCCAGGUAUUGAUGAUCAACACGCUCUCAUUGAAUUUAACGACUCUGAGGGCAGCAUUGUUCUUCAGGAUUUCAACUCUCUCACUGGUACAUUUGUCAAUGACUGUCACAUUCAGAAUGCUGCAGUCAAGUUGGAACCCGGAGAUAUUUUGCGCUUUGGAGCUCGAGGGCCAUCCUAUGAGCUGGUGGUCGAAAACUCACCCCAGUUUUCCUAUACACCCGUGAUCCGACGAGCCGCCUGGCCAAGCCAGCUCCAGUUCGUAUCAGAACCACUGAAGCCCAGUCUUCCAUCCACUCCUCCCCAGCUCCCUUCCCUCCAAGCUGCUCCAUCCCUUGGCAUUCAGCGGAGCUGGUCCCAGAGGUCAAAUGGAGUCACCACUCCCCACCCCCCAGUGAACAAGAGACCAGCAAGUGCAGGAGCAAGAAGGAUGAUUUCAUUUGUUUCUGGUACUUACAACAGGCCUCUUGCCGUUAAACAAGUCUGGGCCAAUAUCUUGGGAAAUGGAAAAUCAUCAGUGAAUGGAAUUCCGGGGUACAAAUCCCUUAACCAGGAUUUAUCGCCUCAGGAAAAGGAUGAAAUCAUUCUGAAGCUGGUAAAAGAAAUCAGCCGUCUCUCUGGUUUUGAAAGCGAUUCCAAGCACAAAGAUUCCACUAUAACAAAUCUGCAGAAUGAAAUUGCGACAUUGAGUCAGAAACUGUCUCGAGCAGCGCCUGGCUGGAAUGAAGUGGAAAUGGCUCAGAAACUACUGUCUCUGGAUAAAGACAUUGGAGCAAAAGUGGAAGAGAUUCAAAACUUAAAAGAGCAGAUCAGUCAUCUGCAGAGAGGCUCUAGUGAGGUGCUGUGCCACUCCCUUUCUGAGCGUGACCUGGAAAUUACAAACCUGAAAAAUGAGAGCGAGAACUUAAGGAGGAACAACACUAUCACAUCAGCCCUAGUGACCAGUUUGCAAAACGACAUUGCAGCAAAGGAGCAGCAGAUUCAGCACCUCAAGCAGGAUGUGGACAGGCUGGAGAAUGAAAACAGGGAAAAGGAUCAUCAACUUGCAGCCAUUAUUGCCAGAUGCUCAAGCCUGAAAGAGGAAAUUAAGAAAAAUAACUCAGAAGCAAAGGAAAAAGAACUAAGAGCUUGUAAAAAUCGCAUCACAGAGAUGGAGCGAGAAAUGAAAAGACUGCAGGAAGAGAUAGACAAGAGCCAGAUAGAGCAGAAAAUGGCCAUGAAGAGGCUGGAAGAAAACACUAAGGUUGAGAAAGAGGUUCAGGAAGAAUCCAAGAGAAAAUCACUGGAGCUGAAGGAGAUGGCAUGUAGAGAGCUCCUCAUUAAAGCAAAUUUAGAGAAGGCAACUUUUCAGCUGGAGCACUUCAGAAGUCAAAUUAUUGAAGCCAUUUAUGGGCGAGAAAAGGCAGUUCCAGAAAAGACGAUUCCAAAUCAACAGUUAAUACAGAAGAUUAGUCAGGUCAUUGCGGACCACGUCAACUUCCAGCAGAGGAAACAAGCACUGCAGGAGGAAAUCCUGUCCAGGAAUUUAAAAGAGGAAGAAAUGUCUGAGCACAUCAAGGAAUUGAAGAAAUCCUUAGAAGCCUGCCAGGCUUCCUUGAAAAUGCCUUACUGUAGCCUUGAUUUAAGAAGGGAACUUAGCAUCCUUCAGGAUCUCCGCAUUGACCCCUCCAUUCGGUGGAUCCAGGAGUCUGUGGUAGAAGUUCUAACCAGCUUGCUGUCAUUGGUACAAGAAAUAGAACAGCUCCUGCAGGAGACUGGAAUUGAAUUAUCUAGUUCUGACAAAGGAAUAUCAUUGUAUAUGAAAAAUCUUCUGGAGAAUCAUCAGAAAAUUGUCAGCAAAGCUCAGACACUCCAGGCAGAGCUAGACCAUUUGCAGGAAACUCAGCAUUCUCUGCUACAGGAAAAGCUGAAUGAGCAAAGUAUAGAAUUUGAGAAACAGUUGCAGGCCCAGAUGAAGCAGAUGUGGGCAGAAAAAGAAGAAGAAAACAAAAUGAUUUUGGAGAAUAGAAUUGCCCAGGAGAAAAGCAAAGCAAAGAAAGCUUUAGAGGAAGAAAAGAAAAAAGUGCAAGAUCUUGAGAAUCAUUUAGGAAAACUAGAAAAGGAGGUGGAAUGUAAAGCAAAAUCAGAAGAACUGUUAAAUUCAAAGUUAAAUGAAGCCCUGGCCAACUUAGAAGCUGUUAGAAAGACUGAAGAUAGAGAAAAAUAUGAAGUGAUCCUUCAAACAAAACUGAGUGCAACUCUGGCAGGUCUAGAAGAAGCUAGCAAUAAGCAGGCUGCUUUAGAAGAGCAGGUAUUGGUUCAACAGCAACAGCUGAGAUUGGUCCAGGAGGAGAAUGACUUACAGAGGCAUCAACUUCAAGAGGAAAUAGUGCAGUAUAAGGAACAAAUUAGACAGCACUCAAAGACCAUUGUAACUUUAGAAGAAGGACUACAGAAAGCAACACAGCAGCGUAAGGAAGAGGAGAUUGCAGCUUUGAAGGAAAAUAUCCCAGUAGCUCAGGUGAAAAUCCAGAAAGAUCUUCCAAAAUUGUUUCCUCCACAAGAUGUUUCUGCCAGUGAGAAGGCCUGUUACCACUUGAUAGAAGAUGUAGUGGCAGCCCGAAGAGAAAUCCUGUCUCAGCAAGACCUCAUUCUGCAAUUAAGAGAAGACUUAGCAGAAGCCCAAGCCAGAAUGUCAGAUUUGAGAGGAGAACUCAAUGAGAAGCAAAAGAUAGAACUGGAAAGGAACAUCAGCCUGGUUCAGCAGCAAAGGCAGGAGCUGUGCACAUUGAAGGGGAGGCUGUCAGAGAUGGCAAACCUGGCCGAAAAGAAGGACAAAGAGCAGAAAAUUUUAACGGAAGAGCUAAGGUGUGCCCAAGAGAGGCUGAAAACACAGGAUGCAGAACAAGAGAAAAGCAGAAAAUUCGAACAGGCCCUGUGUGAUGUGUCUGUCCAGACAAAUAUUGCCCAAGGGGAUGUCUUCACUGCUGUCAAGCAGAAACCAUCUGCAGGGCUCAGUGACCUGGGGGCUAAAUGUAAGGGGUUCAGACAUGAAGAGGUAAUUCAGCGCCAGAAAAAGGCCUUGUCUGAGCUGCGAUUGCGAGUUAAAGAAUUGGAAAAGGUCGGCUCCCCAAAUGCUCAUGAGAAGGGAACAGAGGCCAUUUUAAUCCUAAAGAAAGGAAUGUUGGAAAACACUUCCCAGACAACAUUCUUGGAAAAUGGGUCUGGAUUGCCACCUGUUUCAAACAUGGAGGCCAGAAUGCCUCAGAUCUCUCUUCCCAACUGUUACAUGGCCAUUGAAAGGAUAGCAAAGCUAGAGACAAUGGAUGCUUUGGAUCUCAGUGAGAGGCUGUAUCUUGAUCUGAUGCACACCCUCGGGAACCUGAUGAAUAUAAAGGAGUUGUCGGGGCUAGUGUCCUUGAAGAAUCUGUCCCAGAACGAAAGGGAGCAAGUGAGCCACCUGAGACAGAGAGACCUGGAACUGGUGUGUGGGAAUGUCAGCCAACUCCAGAGGCUGUUGGAGAGGAAGGAGGCGCUCCUGAGAGAGUAUGAGACCGACAUCCAACAGCUCAGGCUGAGUAAAGUUUCUCUGCAGAUGUACCAGUCACAGAUAAAUAAACUGGAAGAUGAUGUUCACAAAGAGGCUGAAGAAAAUGCUUUGCUCAGAGAGGCCCUGGAGAGGACCCAGGCCCAGCUAAAUCAAGAAAGGAGGAUGAGCAGAGCUGUUAAGCAGCAGAAGCUUGGAGUCAAGAAAGCCAACCCAAAGGCAGACCAGAAAGGAGAAAUGCAGAAGAAAGAAGUAUCAAGUAAAAGCCCUACUAAUGCUGUGUUUUCAAAAUCCAGUGGCAGGCAUUUGUAAGGUGUGUUGUUUUUUUACUCCCUGGGACUUCUGAUAAGAGCUGAAUUUGACCUUGUAUGUUAAAAUGCUAAAUUCUACAAAAUGUCUUUAAAAUUAUGUCAAACUUGUCCCAGAACAUAUGUUGUGUGUUACAUUGUGGAGUUUAAGGAGGCAGGGGAAGUGUAUGUAGAUAUGGAUGU